Messenger RNA from Cucurbitaria berberidis CBS 394.84, 654 nucleotides. RefSeq lists its product as uncharacterized. NCBI's taxonomy places the organism in Eukaryota, Fungi, Ascomycota, Dothideomycetes, Pleosporales, Cucurbitariaceae. Bases 1 to 654 code for a protein of 217 amino acids. The transcript has a single exon. The record is from RefSeq and is a predicted model, not a curated record.
AUGGCGGAGCAAGUACUUCUGUCUGUUAAACCAGAGCCAACGCAAUUCGCAGCAGCGUCCUUCAUCGAGCGCAACAGCACAUGGCCACACCAGCAGUCGCGAAAGUCUUCAACAUCUAGCAAUGCUACAUUGCGCGAACUCCUUGGAUCAUGGGGCAUCCUCUCCUCUACACCACCUAGCUGUUCUGCUGUGAGCUUCUCCAGUUGGACCCGGUUCACCGCAUCCACUACAAGCACCACCCCGCCCGGUGAGCUCAAGGCUUCAACGCUGUGCAAAGGGAGUGGACUUUCAGCAUCUUAUGAUCCUCCGGCGAGCGAGUGGGCGUACCUUGGUGCUGAUCAGCCGGUUGGUGCCGAGAACCCUGAACAUAUACGACGAACCAAGAAUCGGCGACAGCGCAAGACGGCCAGCUGGACCACGGCGUCUUCUCCAAGCGACGGUGGGCGAAAGAGUGAACCGAUCCAGUUCCGGAAACAGGAGCUGAAGCAAGUAAACACCAGUUCGCAGCUUACGACCUCAAUCAAGAUGUCAGCAGCCCCGGCAAAGCAGCUCUCCAAGACAGAGACAAUGAUGAAGAGGCUAGGAAUUGAGGGUAUGAAAUGCGAGGAGCUACCAUCGGCGUUCGACUCAGACAGUGAGGAGGAGGACGAGUGA